CAGGUAUGCAUAUGUCGGCCUAUCCCCAUAUAUAUCAAACUCAUCGCUUAACUCCAACUCUUACAUACUAAAUUAAAUAUUUCUUGGGAGCUCCGAUCCUUGGCUAUGGCAGUGGGGGAUAUCCCAGAGAUGAAGUCGCAACUCCCUCCAGGAGAGGAAGCUAAGGAAGAAAACGACAAUAAGAAUGCUGUUGUUAAUGAGCAAUCGAAAAAAUUCUGGCGUGGAAACCGAUACAAAUGGUGGGCCGAAAUGAGCAUGUACUCCAUUUUUCUACUCUCUAGCCAGUCCGUUGGCACGCUUCUGGGCCGGCUGUAUUUCGACAAAGGUGGCAAUAGCAAAUGGAUGGCAACGCUGGUCCAAGUGGUUGGGUUCCCAAUUCUCAUCCCUCUCCUCUUCCUCCCAUCCACCAAAACCACAAAACCACAAGAUCAAGAUGGCACAAUUAGAAGUCGAAGCCCCUCUCUUAAGAUUGUUGCUCCACUUUACAUUUUCAUGGGUUUAUCCAACGCGGCAAUUUGCAUGUUAUACACAGUGGGUAUAGAAUACCUGCCCGUGACGACAUAUUCGCUCAUCUGCGCUAGCCAGCUCGGCUUCAACGCCCUCUUCUCCUUCUUCCUAAACGCCCAGAAAUUCACGCCUUACAUCGUCAACUCCCUCGUCCUGCUCACCCUCUCGUCCGCUCUCCUCGUCCUCCAGCCCGACAGCGCGUCCGACAGCCCCGCCAGGCCGACCCGGAGAAAGUACAUCAUAGGCUUCGCGUCCACCCUAGCCGCGUCCGCGGGCUACGCGUUCCUACUCGCCCUGAUGCAGCUCGCCUUCCAGCGGGUCUUCAAGAGGGCCGAGACGUUCCGCCUGGUGAUCGAGAUGACGAUCUACCAGUCGGCGGUGGCGUCCGCGGCGAUUGUGGCGGGGCUGUUCGGGAGCGGGGAGUGGAGGGGGUUGGGGGCGGAGAUGGAGGGGUUUGAGAUGGGGAGAACCGCGUACGUCAUGAAUUUGGGUUGGACGGCGGUGGGGUGGCAGGUGUUUAGCGUUGGGUGUAUUGGGCUUAUCUUUAAGGUCUCGUCUUUGUUCUCCAAUGUGAUUAGCAUUUUGGGGUUGCCUAUUCCGCCUGUUCUCGCUGUUUUCAUUUUGAAUGAUAAGAUGAAUGGUGUGAAGGUGGUUUCAAUGGUGUUGGCCAUCUGGGGUUUUGUGUCCUAUAUCUACCAGCACUAUCUCGAUGAUCUGAAAGCUAAGGCCAAGGCUAAGGCUGAAGAAGAAGUUUCUCAAGUUGCUCUGGUUCAGAGAGUGUAAAUUGGAUUAGUAGUAGCAUAUGCACUCUUUUUAGUUUUAUUAGUGUUAAGUGUAAGACUCCAUAUGCAGUAAUUGCAUGUAACUGAAUGCAGUAAAAAUAUAUAUGUAUCAAAAACUCGUGCAGAUAAAUUAAACGAAUCAAUUUGGUCGGCGUGAGACGUAUAUUCUUUAA
Ipomoea triloba (trilobed morning glory) is the source of this 1462-nucleotide messenger RNA. RefSeq names its product purine permease 21-like. Gene Ontology annotation, cellular component: membrane. Gene Ontology annotation, molecular function: purine nucleoside transmembrane transporter activity. Bases 106 to 1290 code for a protein of 394 amino acids. NCBI's taxonomy places the organism in Eukaryota, Viridiplantae, Streptophyta, Magnoliopsida, Solanales, Convolvulaceae. The transcript has 2 exons. The record is from RefSeq and is a predicted model, not a curated record.